Molecule: messenger RNA, 3117 nt
Organism: Mollisia scopiformis
Lineage: Eukaryota; Fungi; Ascomycota; Leotiomycetes; Helotiales; Mollisiaceae
Exons: 3
Coding region: 1-3066 (1021 amino acids)
Source: RefSeq, a predicted model, not a curated record
AUGGCUGAUUCGAUUUUGCCAGCUUCGCACAAGUUUGAGAAAGAGAAUGAUGAGCGUGAGGUGCCAAAGGAGGCAGAUCUAGAGGCCAUUCGUAAUCCCUACUUCACCAAUGCAACCCAAUAUUCAGAGUCUUCGAGGAAGCUCCCAGCCUGGCUCGAUCAUUUCAAUGGCAAAGAUCUCAAAACGCUCUUCAAAUGCUCUCUCGCCGUUUGGAUUCAAACUCUCCUUAUUCUCAUUAAUCCAACUCUUAGAGUACUGGGUCCUGUAGCUUUCGUUGGAUGUAUCGUCUUGUUCUUGGCUCCGCCAUCCAACAUCCUCUUCAUUCAACUAAUAGCUGCCGUGUCAAUCAUGCUCGGCCUUGGUCUCAGCUGGGCUUGGGGUGUCAUUACCAUGAAAGUCGCCUUGACAACUCGAUCAAAUGCCGACUUAGAACAGAAAUCGAUUCUUCUGCAAAAUAUGACGAGGGAUGCCAUCCGCACGGGACAAGCUACAAGUGCAAGCGAAUACAUCCAGAUGCAGAUAUUCAAUGGAUUCUUCCUCGACACGAGAGUCACGAUCACGUAUUUCUGCAUGAUGGGGUUGUUUGUGUACUUGGCUCGGCUUCGUGUUGCUGCUCCAAAGCUUGUCGCCGUACAGUUACUCGCAGUCAUUGUUUCCAACGCCUUCCUCACCUCUGCGCCCCUCCUUCCAACCUUCGACGGGUUACUUGCUAAGUCAUUCGCGAUUUCAUGUGCUAUUGCAUCUGGAAUUGGUCUUCUGUGUAACAUCCUCGUCUUUCCAACUUCUGCGUCUUCGGAAGUUGUGGAUGGCAUGAAAAAGCUACUUUUACCGAUGCCUGGCUUUCUCGAUGCAUCUCUUGUUAGUUUCAAGAAUCCUCGCGCCAUCAUGAACGCCGAGAAACUGAUGACAACCAGGCUACAAAUCAUAAUGGGCUACAAAGCACUGGAGAUGCCUUCGACGUUUCUGCCGAUGGAUGCAACAAUUGGAAAGUGGAGCUCUGCAGACCUGAUGACGUUGAGGGAGCCUCUUCGCAGAAUUGUAAUUUCUUUCCUAGGCUUACUUGAGGUACAUCGAGUGAAGGAAGAACACAGACAAAAGAAUGAAGAAGUAACAAAAGCUGCCGGAACUACCGAAAUUCAGCUUGUCGACAAUAAAACAGAAGUCAAACUUGGCCAUCACCAGAUUAGCCGAGCUGCGGAGUUUCGAAUCAAGUCGAUCCAUCCGACUAGUGACGAUCUAAUGGAAAAGACUGCACAUGCUUUGGCCAGCUCCAGCGAAAACCUCAUCUUAGCCUGCAAAGAGGCCUUGGCUAGCAUUGUUGAAGGUCUAGCACAGUCACAGUCUCGCCAAAAGUCAGAAGAUAGUGUAGAGAUGCUCCAGAAACAUCAAGCCACCAUGAAAGAACUCAGCAAGCAUCGCUCUACGUUUGUGGGGCUGACUGCUCAGCACUUUCUGGAAUCACAUGAUCAUCUUUUCGAUGACAAUGGUCUCUUGAAGAUUGAAGCAGAUGGCCCUCCACCUCUGUCGGGCUUGAUGUGGGGUCUUCUUUUUGAGGAACGCCUGUUUCAGCUCUCAGAUGCACUGGAAGCCAUGCUCUCCGGGGUUGUAAAUCUAGAGUCGACGAGGACACGAACUGGACUGUGGCUUCCAGCCCGCAUCAUGGGCCUCGUGAAUUGGAUCUUUAGGACCGAUACCCGAGAGGACCUCCUUGCCAACCCGAUUACAAAGCUCAACACCCAGGCUUAUCUAACAUCGGCGACAUCCCAAGGGGAGAUGGACGAAAAUGUGGAACCCAAAUCAGCCCAAGCUCAAUUAGCUUCUAUGAGAAAACCGAACGGUCGUAAGAGAAGCAAUAUCGGUCGGAUUUUGCUCAACGUUACACAUUGGUUCAGCAGCACAGAAGGAGUCUAUGCACUAAGGGUGUUGAUUGUGACCGUUGUACUUACAGUUCCAGCUGUCAUCAAGUCAAGCGCAGGCUUCUACUAUCGCGAGAAAGGUCUCUGGGCUGUCAUAAUGGCUCAACUCUCCAUGGUGCCUUACACCGCAGACCUAGUGUAUGGAGUUCUUGUACGGACAAUGGGCACAAUCAUUGGUGGAAUUGUUGGCAUAGUCGCAUGGUAUAUUGGUGCUGGUCAUGGGCCUGGAAAUCCAUAUGGCAUGGCAGCAGUUAUGGUUGUCGUAAUUGUCAUCUUCAUGUGGUGGCGUCUCUUCAGAUCUCCCGCUUUGAUGAAUGCCGGAAUCAUGAUGGCUGCCACGGCUUAUCUUGUUGUUGCUUACAGUUGGAUCAACACCCAUAUGCCAAGCUACGGCAACUCUGGUGUCGGUUAUGACAUAUUCUGGCGUCGUAUUAUCCUCGUCCUCGUGGGAUUUGCUGCCGCUCUCGUUGUCAACUUUCUUCCAAGACCUCCAUCGGCUAACCGUCGUUACCGACGAGUACUGGCGGCCAGCCUGGGGAGUAUAAGGGACCGAUAUGCUCUCUUUGUAUCGAGUUGGAAGUAUCCGGCGCUUGACUUACGCCAAGUUGCCGAAACUGAAGCGUUGUCUUCUGGAGAAGUCUUGCUAUCGAUCUUAGGACCCAUCAAGCUCACAAGGCUAGAGUUCUCGACUUCUAACUUUGAUUCAAGCACCCUUAAUCGAGUUUGCCAGCUUUGCAUGGUACUCAAUCAAAGCGUCACCCAGCUCUUACUGUGCACUGUUCGGCUUCCGGAAGACCAGAAAUUAAAGAUAACUCCUUCUAUAGGAGCAAUAGAUGAAGAAUUGAUCGCGGAGGUGAUGGCAGUGAUGUUCGUGUUGGAACAAGCUUUGAAGUCUGGAGAUCCCUUGCCUGCUGUAUUGCCAACUCCGUUGCUUUCUCGAUCUUUGAAACUUGCAAGGAAAUCCGUUGCGCAAGGUGUGAGCGGUGCUGAGGGACUCUUUGUCAAGAAUCGUCUCGGUGAAGGACUCAGAAAAUAUGUUGCUCUCUUGAAUGCGAUUGUACAGCUUUUCGGUGGAAUCGAUGAAUUGGUAUUAGUGCUAAAAAGGGCCGUAGGAGAGAGUAGUGAUACAGUUUUCGUUGAGAUGGUAUAGCGAUACUUGGAGAUGUCUUGGAACAAUCUUUGGCCAGCUGUUGGACUUCAC